Messenger RNA from Puntigrus tetrazona (Sumatra barb), 1003 nucleotides. RefSeq names its product spidroin-2-like. The transcript is spliced from 4 exons. The record is from RefSeq and is a predicted model, not a curated record. Bases 75 to 983 code for a protein of 302 amino acids. Lineage: Eukaryota; Metazoa; Chordata; Actinopteri; Cypriniformes; Cyprinidae.
UAAAAGCUCUGGUUUGGCUGGAACUCUAUGUUUUAUUAGUUUGGCUGUCUCUGAGGUAGCAUUUGUGGUAAAAAAUGGGCUUGAUUAAAUUUAUUCUUUUGGUGUUUCUUUAUCACCAGUUGGUGUUUCAAGACAAUCUGUUGACUGGCCACAGUAACAUGGUUGACGCAUCUGGUACCUUGAGCCAGGACGCUCUAUCUGGUCCGGGCAACGGCACCCAGAGCCAGGACGCUCCGUCAGGUCCGGGCAACGGCACCCAGAGCCAGGACGCUCCGUCAGGUCCGGGCAACGGCACCCAGAGCCAGGACGCUCCGUCAGGUCCGGGCAACGGCACCCAGAGCCAGGACGCUCCGUCAGGUCCGGGCAACGGCACCCAGAGCCAGGACGCUCCGUCAGGUCCGGGCAACGGCACCCAGAGCCAGGACGCUCCGUCAGGUCCGGGCAACGGCACCCAGAGCCAGGACGCUCCGUCUGGUCGGCAGCGGCACCCAGAGCCAGGACGCUCCGUCUGGUCGAACAACGGCACCCAGAGCCAGGACGCUCCGUCUGGUCCGGGCAACGGCACCCAGAGCCAGGACGCUCCGUCUGGUCCGGGCAACGGCACCCAGAGCCAGGACGCUCCGUCUGGUCCGGGCAACGGCACCCAGAGCCAGGACGCUCCGUCUGGUCCGGGCAACGGCACCCAGAGCCAGGACGCUCCGUCUGGUCCGGGCAACGGCACCCAGAGCCAGGACGCUCCGUCUGGUCCGGGCAACGGCACCCAGAGCCUGGACGCUCCGUCUGGGGGCAACGGCACCCAGAGCCUGGACGCUCCGUCUGGUCCGGGCAACGGCACCCAGAGCCUGGACGCUCCGUCUGGUCCGGGCAACGGCACCCAGAGCCUGGACGCUCCGUCUGGUCCUCUGACUAGCACCUCGAGUCCUUCUGAUAAAUCUACUUCAAGCCCUGUCACUUUACCUGAUGGAAGACCACAGUUAACGUAAUAAAAAGAAACUAGAACAAA